GUAACACAAACCAAAACGCAAUGUUUAAAACAUUACUACUUGUAUCAGUACUCGCAUACCUGUGCCGGGGGUCGGAGGCCUACCUGACGGUAAAGGGCCGGGAGUUUCACUAUAACGGCCAACAGGUGUUCCUAUCGGGCGCUAACAUAGCCUGGAGUUCGGAGGAUUUGGGCCACGACUGGGGAAAUGGCAAGUAUUGGGAGCACAGGGCGAAAAUGCGUGAGUGGUUGGCCGGCAUUCACUCGCACGGCGGGAAUGUGGCCCGAGUUUGGCUACACUUUGGCGGCGCUAUUUCGCCCGAGUUUGACGCCCAGGGAUACGUUGUGGGCACUGAUAAGCAAAAUGAUUUGGUCAAAGAGCUACAGGCGCUCAUGGAUGACGCCCAGGCCAACAACGUGUUUAUUAUAUUGUGCAUGUUUACCAACAGUAUUUAUGCGAAAGACUCGGGUUUUAUAACCGAUGAGAAAAAAAUUCAGUCAUAUCUGGACAAAGCGCUCGUACCUAUGGUUCAGGGGCUCAAAGGAAAGAAAGCGUUGGCCGCGUGGGAGAUAGAGAACGAACCGGAGGGUGCGAUGGAUAUAUGGACCAAAGAGACUGACCCUCACACCUGUUUCGACAUUUAUCGGUGGCAAAAAAGUAACAAAAACAUGGGCUAUGAGUCCAGACAUCCCAUUAAACGAAUCCUGCGGUUCUUCAACUGGAUCUCGUCAACGAUCCACACGACAGACCCGUCAGCGCUGGUAUCGGUGGGCACAUGGAAUCCCAAGACCAGCACUGGUCAGUGCGACCAUUGUUUCAAUCUAUAUCAGGAUCAGUGUCUGGUCGCUGCGGGCGGUAAAGCCAAUGGUGUGCUGGACUUCUAUCAGAUGCACUCGUAUGAGUGCGGAGCUGAACAUCCCAUCAAACGUACGGCCGAACAGUACUCACUCGACAAACCCCUUAUGGUCGGCGAGUUCUCCACCAAAAGGUCCUGUAUGCCGGACUCGGCUCAGGUGUAUAAACACUACUACUUUGGCGGUUACGCCGGGUGUAUGGCCUGGCAGUACAACGAUCAUCACGAUAAUGACCGCGACUCCAGGGAUGUUAUUAAUCAUGGUAUGGAUAGCAUUAGACACGAGACGAGUAAUGGUGUGAUCGAUUGCGCCUACAGCCUACCUGCACAGUGUUCGGUCACCCAGUUCUUGGGCUCGAUUGCAAGUGACCCUGCACACGAUUUGCUAAAUGACCCUUGCGCAAAAAAGUCCCGCGACGACGCCGGUAAAUGUCUUAUCCAGAAAAUCCCGGACAUUGACCCACACAGUACUGACCCAAAGUACAUAUGUUGUGUCACUUGGGUUGCCAGCGAUUGUCUGGCCUCGGCUGGCAAGAUCGACUGUACCGCCGCUGAGUUUGCUGCUCUGAGAAAGAUCCUGGACGAGAUUACUGCUCUAGGUGAUGCCGGUGCGUGCAAGGCUUACCCCUAUCACAGCGGCAUUCAGACUUGUGCCAAAUAG
This is a messenger RNA of Medioppia subpectinata, 1493 nucleotides long. Lineage: Eukaryota; Metazoa; Arthropoda; Arachnida; Sarcoptiformes; Oppiidae. The record is from the annotation of a GenBank genome assembly.